AUGGAUACCCGUUGCGGACAAAGCACUAAAAGAAGGAAAGCUGUAGAAGGUAGAGCAGCAGCGAGACCACUGGUGAACCCUGCUGCUAAACGACUAGCCACAUCUCAACCAGAACUCACCGAUCCUCCAAGUGCACCCACCAAAAGACGGCUUGAGAUGCCUAUCGAACCACCGCCCACAUCUGCCACACUUUCCCCCGAGGCCGACCAAGAACAAAUCGUGAGGGAAUUAUUACAAAAAUUCGGUCGAGAGGCGAAGGCCAGUGCAAUCUACGCCCGACUGGCAGAGGUUUGCAGACCCGGAGAGACAACCUCUACUCCAUCUCAGACAACCUCCCUGCAACCUCCCAUCUGCGACACACCUGCUCCCCACACUGAGUCUACAGAAGCAGGGGACCCCGAACAACCACAAAUGGCCAUGACUUCAGUUGAGGAGUUUUCUUCCUCAUUAACGCACGCCGCUCCUCAGGCGACGAUAUUACUCCCAGCUCCAGAUUCGACAUAUGCUGACGAGGUGGGUGGUCAUGAGGAGGACAGGGAGGAAGAGAUCCACGAUGAAGGGAACCCGGAUGUUGACAGUGAACCAGAUGAGGAAGGAGACGAGUUUGCAGAAGAUGAAGGUUUAGUGGAGAGCGACAAGGGUAAUGAGACUGCAGAAGAGUGUGAGGAAAACAUAGAAGCCAUUAGAGAAAGUGAGGAGACUGAAAAGGAAGUGAUAGAAGAAGAAGAAGAAGAAGAAGAAGAAGAAAUUGAGGAGCCGAAGAGUGAGGAUGCUCCGGAGGACGACAGGAAAACGCAGAAGGAUAGAAAGGUGAAGGAGGUGAUAGCGGCCACGAGGCUGAGGAAAUCGAGGUCUGAUCUUCCAGUGAGCGAAGAAGAGGUAGAGGAUAAUGCAGACAAGAGCUAUGGCACGCAGCGUAAUCUCAAAGGAAAGCAACCGGCGAUAGCCACAGUCAAGAAACCAAUAAGCUCUGAGAAGACAAACGAACCCACUACCAAGCCAAUCAAAGUGUCGUUCGCUCAAGAUAUUGAAGAGGAUGCAGGGGAGGAUGACGGAGACUCCGAGAAUGACAGUACCGAGGAACCCAUUUAUCUGCUAGAAGAAGUUAUGGUCACAAAGAAACUCUUGGGAGAGAUGACCUAUUUCAGUGAUCCUAAGAAAGCCCGAACGUAUGCAGAGCGAGGAACGAAGGGGAAGCAGGCUAAGUUUGAGAAAAGCUACCAUCCCGAAUCCCUUCAAGAUAUCGAAUCAGAGGAAGAGUUCAUGUUGAUACUGACUCGAUAUCGUUCCGUCUGUUCAAUGUUGAUACCACGAUAA
Messenger RNA from Salvia splendens (bonfire salvia), 1317 nucleotides. Its product is annotated as ABC transporter F family member 4-like. Lineage: Eukaryota; Viridiplantae; Streptophyta; Magnoliopsida; Lamiales; Lamiaceae. The record is from RefSeq and is a predicted model, not a curated record. The coding region runs from base 1 to 1317 and encodes 438 amino acids. The transcript has a single exon.